GAGUAACAGAGCAACAAACUAAAAAAAAAACAGUCAUGAGUUUGGCACUGAAUGUUAUCCUCCUUUUCUCAGGUCAAUGGGCUCUCACCUUGGGUGGUACCCAUCAGUUUCACGUGGUGGGAGAAAGUAAGAACUGGACCGAGGCUCAGAAAUACUGCAGAGACAAAUUCACUGACCUGGCCACCAUUGAGAGCCAAGGGGAAAUGGACACUGUAAGAACCAUUAUCAAUGGGACAGUAGGCCAUUUUUGGAUAGGUCUCAUACCGAAAGUGGAAAACAACACCACUAGCUGGAUUUGGUCAGAUGGGAGUCAUGCCUCAUACAGGAACUGGAAUACUGGUCAGCCAAAUGUCAAGGCUAAUUACUGUGGGGAAUUACGUAGUGAAGAUGCAUACAGAUGGACUGUUAUAGACUGCCAACUGUUACAUAACUUUGUCUGCUAUCAAGAUAUUCCGCUUAUCCUGGUUCAACAGAGCAAGAUGUGGAGAGAAGCUCUGAGAUACUGCAGAGAUAAUCAUGUGGACCUGGUGUCUGUUCACACUGUGGAAAUCCAGCACUGGGUGGAGUUUGUUACUGGAAAUGCCUCCACUGCUAAUGUGUGGAUGGGUAUGCGUCACACCUGUGCUCAGAGCUUCUGGUUCUGGGUGAGUGGAUCGACUAUCUGCUACCAGAACUGGGCUCCAGGGAGCGGGACAAGGGUGGAAGACUGCAGUGGAGGAGAGAGAUCAGGAGCGGUGCAGUCUGAAAAUAUCAACAAAUGUAGAGAUGACACACCAGUGCAGCCAAUGUUGAGAAUAUAUCCAAGGACUCUGAUGCGAGACAGGAGGAGUUUCAAGGCAGCCAAUUGAAUAUGAAACAGAAAAAGAGUGAAUAACAUUUUAAAGCAUAGCAAAAGCUUUGGGUGAUUUUUGUUAAUCUGUUAGUCUAAGACGUGAGAAAAUAACCUGUAAGAAUACUGUUGGCAAGAAAACAUACAAACUAUAGAAGACAGCUGAUGUAAAAGAGAUUUAAUAUGAAACUGUAAAAAAAGUAAUAGCAUUUUAAAUCAUAAAAAAAAAACAUUGAAAGGUGAUAAUUUGUUAAUGUGCUUGUAUGAAA
Pygocentrus nattereri (red-bellied piranha) is the source of this 1098-nucleotide messenger RNA. Its product is annotated as macrophage mannose receptor 1-like. Bases 36 to 848 code for a protein of 270 amino acids. The record is from RefSeq and is a predicted model, not a curated record. NCBI's taxonomy places the organism in Eukaryota, Metazoa, Chordata, Actinopteri, Characiformes, Serrasalmidae. The transcript is spliced from 6 exons.